CGAUGAUGUCUCAAGCAACGCUCACUCGUUGAAAUAUCAUUGACAAACCUUUCACGAUUUCCGAGUCAAAGCGGAUUUAUUUUCCUUCAAUGGAGUUCGAGUUCCUGCGAUUAAUAUUUUCUUCGUAUUCCGACUGUAAUUCAAGAUAUCGUCUGUAGCAAGCUAUUGCAUUCUUCGGGAAGUAUGAUGUCGACGUCGAGUGAGGCGUGAAUGUGAGAGGGAAUACAAGACAUAGCAGUCCCCCGUUUCUUGCUUGAAGAAGUUUUUUCCCCGAGAAGAAGGCCAGUCAUGACGAGAUCGCUAUUACUAUUCGACGGAAUCUCCUUUUGUCAUCGAUCGAUGAUCACUAUCCUGGCAGCAGUGGUAGUUGAUAUUGAAAGAUACGAGCUCUCGUCGACCUUCUCGUCUUGGUCUUGGAAUCCAUAUUUAUUGGAGUCAACGCAGAAUUUUUGCGGGUAGUGAAUAAAAAAAAAUGCCGCGAAUCGUGUGAGGCCAGAGCAACCAUUUGAUUUUCCAUUUUCAAGAAGAGUUGUUGUAAAACUAAAAGUACUAGUUCUGAAUGUUCUUGACAUCUUGAUCUUCUCCCUCUCUUCUCCUAAUCCACCUAAGUAGUGUUCUUCCUUCAUUAUAGAAGAAUAAGAAUAAGUGCGAAAGAAGUAAUAAAGCCUGUUUGCGUAUACUAUAAUUAAGAUCUUCAUCGAGUUUUUUUGAAAAAAGACAAAAUGGAGAAGAUGCAGCAACCGGUCCUCAAUUUCGGCCAGAUCACUGGCAGCAACCGCAUCUACAGCACGUGGACUUACAGAGGCAGUCAAGUGAAGGGGUACUUACAACUCUUACAACUCUGCUUUUGAGAAGAAGCAUCUGAUUGACUGUUGACCGAGGAGGAGAAGAACGCUGUACUUGUUACCCGAUAGAUCUAUGCUUGGCAUAGAUCCGGAUCGCAUCUGGUGCAGGUCAAACUCGGACUCAGUAGAGAUUCUCCACCGCAUGUAUAUUUAACUAAAUACUCACUUCAAUUAUUUACUCCUUCUCCAACCACUUCCCCUUUAUCGCCAGGUACCUGAGCAAAUGCGGCAGGUUCGUUGUGCUUGAGAAUGGUACCCAACUCGGCAGAAACGAGUGUAACCUGGUCAUGAACAAGGCAGCGGGUGCCGCGCAAAAUGUUUUCACGACGUCUUCGGCUAUGCCUUUAUGAUCUUGGAAUUAAUAGUUUUUGUGAGGAAGAGGAAGUAAUCGCAAAAAAACAUGAAUGUGACAUCAGGAAAAUUUUGCUCUCCAUGACCAGUACUAGACCCAUCAUCGUCCCUACCACCCAAUCUUCCCUGCUCGAUCUUCAUUUCUCGCACCUUCCGCAGCUUUUGGCGCAGUGCCGCAACUUGGUGGAGGGAUGAACCUCGGAAACGCGUUUGCCCCGCCACCAGGUGGCUUGGGUAAUGUUAAGGCUUGAGCUUCUGAGCUACUGCUACACUUCUUCUACUAUCGUCACUGAUUAAGUAUCAGGAUUUUCAUUUUGUGCAGAUGCAGUUCAAGUUCUUCCAAACUAACACAAGUAGUAGUGAUGGUAUUGAUACAUCGCGCUGCCUCUUCUAAGACCAUGCAGUUGCAAACACCGAUCGAGGUUGAGGUGAACGGCGUCUGGUACAGCAGCGUGCUCCAGGGUGCUGCGGGCACUUGCUUCGUGAAAGACCUGAACACCGAAGUCCCACUGAAAUCGUCCAGCAGACCACAGGGAAUGGCUUGGAGGACUAGGAAAUAAUUCACGAUGUAGAAGACGUAAAGGAGCCAGAAUAUAGCCGUCGUGCAAAAAUCAAGCGCUCUUCGAGUUUCAACUCGGCGUUGUAUCUUGAUUUACAUCUGCUCGUAUUUAUUUUGAUCCAUCUGGGAAUUCGAUUUCAGGACGAAGAAAAGAAGAGAAGAAACGCAAGAACAAACACGAUUUACGUAUUAAUCAUUAUGUGACAUUCCAGGGGGGUGUAGUGUAUCUAUUGUGUAAAUAACUUCUACGCUCGAACUGUCGCGGUACUAGAGAAAUGACAAAUAGGCACGUAAUAACUUCGCAAUCAUCUACUUUGUUUGUCAUUAACAUAUCACUGGAUGUCACUAUCAGUCUCUAAUAUUAAGGGCUGUUCUUGAUACAACUACUACUACGCUGACUAACAAAUAAACAUUUUUUUGAUCACAGCUGCCGCCUAGCUGCUGCGGUUGUUGAUUGAAAUAACAGAAGUACAUGGAACUACCUAAAGAAGUAGGACGUUGCAACGCGGCAUCGCCAUUCAUUGGUAUCUCGCAUUACAACUUACUACACGCUACUGUUACUAGGUCUAGAAAAUACAGAAAGAUAACAUUUUUAUCAAGCAUUAUCUAUCAUGUAAAAGUGACUAUAUCAUUGGGAUACUGUCCAAAGAGGCAACGAGUUAACGCUGAAACAAAACAUUCGCAAGGGAGAAAUCGUUAUGAUGACAAACUACGCUAAGAAUAUCGACAACAAGAAUAUUUGCAUAUAAGAAUUCAUGACUCAUAUCAUUCACCUCUUUGCAGGUCGUGAUCGUCCUAUUACAAGGACCAGCUUUGAUGGCCGAGCAGCAGACAGAGCUUCCACCUGGAUAGGUGUUCAUGUAGUUCUUCACAUUUGAUUUUCCUCGGUCGUGGCGCGACGGAGUUCUUGUGCUCAACGGCAUCACAGGAAAGAAAAGCGCUGCGUUCCCAUGAUGGCC
This is a messenger RNA of Amoebophrya sp. A25, 2714 nucleotides long. NCBI's taxonomy places the organism in Eukaryota, Dinophyceae, Syndiniales, Amoebophryaceae. The record is from the annotation of a GenBank genome assembly.